Messenger RNA from Marchantia polymorpha subsp. ruderalis, 3077 nucleotides. The record is from the annotation of a GenBank genome assembly. NCBI's taxonomy places the organism in Eukaryota, Viridiplantae, Streptophyta, Marchantiopsida, Marchantiales, Marchantiaceae.
CUCGGCUCUCGGCCCCCCUCCCUCUCUCGUACGAUUCUUCUCGUGUCCCGCGGCGAGAGGCAGAGCCCUCCGCGAGGAGGGAGUGACAGAAAGACAAUUCUCGGGCAGCGUAGAUCGCCAGAGCUCAAUCGGAGGCCAGAGGCGCUGAGAAAGAAGAAGAGCAGCAGAGAGACAGAGAGAGAGAGAGAGAGAGCGUUGGGAAGCUUUAGCUCGGCGGGCGGGUGCGUAGUAGAGGAGGAUCGGUGGCGGGAGGGGUCGGUCGAAAGCAGAAGCAGAAGCAUGAUGCGUCGGUUUUGGUACGAGUGUAAGGGUUGUAAUGCGAAUGUGUGGCCAAUGCGAGUGUGAAUCGGAUGGUGGUGGAGUCCGAGGGCGAAUUGGCUUGGCGCCGAGCAGGGCCGACAGAUGAAGGAGCAAGAAUUGGUGGUGGUGGUCAGGCCGCGCCUCGAGCAAGAAUUGUCGAUGGCAUUUUUGUAGCCAAACGAGCGAGCGGUGCGUGGUUUGGGAUGGAAUUUGGGCGUAGGACAGGCCGCGCGCGGAAGGUGUAAUUACGGGGAGGGAGUCGUCCUCCUUCUUUUUGUUCCGUCUUUUCUUUAGUUUUUAUUGCCUUCCGGAAGGUGAUGAUUGAGCGAGCCCGGCAGGCAGGCAGAGGCAGAGGCCGAGCGGGAGGACAAUCCGUCGUCGUGGCCGGCGAGGCCGCAGCAGAGCCCGAGUUGCUGGCUCCCCGGAGGCCGAGAUCACGAUGGUUUGGCGCUGGUAGAAUGGGAUUCCGCCGACGGUGCUGGGUUCGGAGCGAGGGUGUUGGUUGGUCGGGUGCGUGCUGAGAUUCUGCGUAGUCGCAUCGAUCUGCGCUCCUCUUGCCCGGCAGCCGAUGUGCAUCUGGACGUAGGACUUUUGUGGUCUGACAGGCAGCAGCUCUCGAGCCCUAAGCUCUCAGAGCUCUCCGGGCACAGGGAUCUUGUGCCGAUGAUGGAGUGAGGGAGUCAGACGGCACACGAGGCAGUAUAAUUGCGUGUGGAUCUUGGCGCUGUUGCUACACCAUGCUUCUAUGACGAUGUCCGACCAGAAUCCUCAGAUUUGAACCAUCGACGCUUGCAUUCGAGGAUCUUCGCUCUGCUCUAUGUGCCCGGACUCGGCGAGGACAAGGAUGGUCAGUGGAUGAUGCCCGAGCAUUGAUCGCGUUUAUCGUUCGAGAACGCAGUCGUUCAAUUCUGUCCUCGUGCCCGGCCGCAGUGAGAACCAUGUACGCAGGAAUGGAAGUCGUUGAAGUGCUGCAUUUGGUCUUCGCGCGCCUACCGGAGAAAGAGCUCGGAGUUUCUUGCUGCGUGUGCCGCUUGUGGCGCGAAGUAGCUGAAGGCGAGCAUUUGUGGAGGACUCUAUGUAGCGAUAGAUGGCCAGGCUGCAUGAAGAAGGAUGCGCGGAAAGUUAUCGAGGCCAUGGGUGGCUUCCGGGCAUUCUUUUCUCGGCGAGCUCUGGCAAUGAGCCGACCUCCCAAACAGCUGCCUCCCCGCCCGUGGCUCCGGUUGGAGCAUCUGACGUUUUUCGUUGAUUUAACCUACAAUGGCAUACCUGUGAUAUCCGAGGUUUUGUCAGGAAGUAAUAUCAAUCAGGCCUUCAGCAUGGGCUUGCAAAUUGACCCAUCUGUGAUGACGGACUCCAUACUGCCGAGACAAGCUCUCACGCCCUUGUUUUAUCAAGGCCAGUUGUACUAUGAAAAACCAUUCCAAACCAUGCACACAUCCAAGUAUUGGCUGAAUUGGAGUGUGGUGCGCAGCACUGACCACAAAAUGGUCUGCUUGCUGCACAGUGCACCCGUCCCGGAUGGCGUCCUUCCGUGGGAGGAGGAAGAAGGCGAGGACGGAGGGGAUGAGUACUGUCUUCCGCUGCUGUUCCAAGCUGAGCUCGUCGGUGAUGCAAUUCUUUCCACGGGUUCACUUCGUCAGCCUCCUCUAUUGACUUUCGCGUGCUUAGAUUGCCGCCCGGUUUGGGGAGAUAGUCUGAGCGAUCCUAUGCGUUUCGAGUUGGUAGAACUCCAGUUGGGAGUGUGGAAGCGGGACGAGAAAUGUGCUCCACCAAUUGAGAGAGUUCUGCUGACUUUACAAGAGCUGGAUUGGAAGUGACCGCUUGUAAGCGACUGGAGUCUUUUGUACAUGUGUUUGUUGAGGUCUUCUAGAUGGUACGAGGAGGAGGGUGUCCGUACGCGGGCUCGCGAGUGCUACCGCUCAUUGAUGGAUCUCUUCGAGGGUGCGACGACCUUCGAGUCGGAGUAGAGGCGAUCCAAAGUCUUGUACGUCAGGCGGUGACAUGACUCGAGCAGUUAUCCCUUCUACCUUACGCUGGUUUAGGUAGGCUAUAGGACUGUACAAUAUGGAUCUACAGAUUCAGUUAGAACAAAGCACGUGGUGUUUUUGUGGCCUUUAUUAGCCUGCCGGGUCCAAUUUUCCUAAGGGGCAACGGUAUGCAACAGUUGCAGUGUUGUAACAUGUGUCGGGGUUUAGUCAUUAGUGCUCUCUCCCCCCUCUGGUGUUCUCGAGCAGAGAAUUCCCAUGGGAGGUUUGGGUCUUCAUGGCUUCGUACCCACGUCACACAUCACUAUCAGAAGCUUAGCCACUUGAGCUAGACGCCUUAAUUACAGCCAGAGUAGAAGUUAGACUCGGAUCUGUACUUCAGGAAGAAGAGACCCGGACUCUUUCAAACCCUUUGACGAGGGUAUCGUUCCCGGUCGACUUGAAGUAGGAUCGGUGUAGAUCAGAAGUCCACCCGAGACUUUUUGUUCGUGUAGAUUGCCGUCCCCAUGUCAUUGCUGCUGAGAUUUUGCUCUGCACCUGGACUGUGGACAAGUGAGAAGUUAGCUAUGCAUGAAGGACAACGCUGCGGUAGAACUCAUGGUACCAUCUCACCUUCAGCACUUGGAUUGUUAUGGGGUUUUUCUAGAUUCGCUCAUAUCCAUUCGGACAGAAAUCAAAGUCUCCAAAGAUAUAUAUCAUUCACGAAGGCGACCACGUUGAAGCUCUGAUGUUCUUUUGCUUGGAAUUUGAAGUACCGUGUCUUGAGUAUUAUAAAACUUCAUUGUCGUUAGG